UGUUAGGUCCCAGUCGACGACUGCGAGGUGCGCAGUCAAAUUUGAAAUGGUGAUGAUUUCUUGAUUCAUGUUUGUUCAUAUUAGCUGAAAAUGUCUUAAACGUUUGGAAAUUUGACUAUGGAAAGUGAUGGGACUAUGCUUGAUGCUGAUUCUCAGGAAGACACUGUGCAAGCUGAUUCAGAUGAAACAGCUUCAGCCGAUGAGACAGAGGAAGUUGAUAUACUGAGUGACUUUGUAUCUUCAGACUCGAACUUGUGGAAAAAUAAUUCAGAUGUAGGAGCAAGCGAAGCCAAUGAAUCGGAAGAUACUCCUAGUGCAACAAGCACAUAUCUUGGUGAUCAUGAUUAUUGUGUUACACAUACUGCUAGUAAAGACAGUGAAUCCAAUUCAGCAGCUGGAGAUAAUAAUGAAAUUGAAACCAGUGAAAGGGAUGAUGUUCAAGUGGAAGCUAGUGGUCAUGAAAGUUCACCAAAGCUCAUUGUGGAAAGUCUAAAUGUAAAACAGAAAGAACAAGUUUAUUGUAUUUGUCGGAAACCGGAUAUUGACCGGUUCAUGAUUUGUUGCGAUGCUUGUGACGAGUGGUAUCAUGGUUCUUGUAUCGGCAUUACGAAGAAAGAUGCCAAGAAAAUCAAACAGUUCUUCUGCCAAUUUUGUCAAGAAAAGGAUCAUAGUCUUGAGACGAAAUAUAAAAGGAAUUAUGUUAAAUCCAGCGAGAGUUAUCAAGAUACAGAUGAAAACGAUGACAAUCGCAAGCAAACAAAGCGAAGCAGUAGAAAAUGUGGUGCUUGUACUGCCUGCCAAAUUGAGACAGACUGUGGAAAAUGUGAUUAUUGCCUGGAUAUGAGAAAGUUUGGUGGACCGAAUAAAAAGAGACAAAAAUGUCGUUUGAGACAAUGUCUUAAUAAAUCUUUGCAUUUGAAUCCGCCAGACAUGAUAUGGAAGAAUGAUGAACUGCGUCAGAAAGUCAGAAAAAUACGGCAACCAAAGGGACGUGAUGUAAACGAUCGAAGCGAUAAAAGCAUGCUGGGAACAGAAACGUCAAAUGAAAGAAAGGAAUCGAGACGUAAGAGGCGACUUUCCUUGUGGGAAAAUCCAACUGUAGAAGAACCACGACAAUGUUACGGGCCACAGUGUCAAAAACGUGCCAGAUCAAACUCUAAAUACUGCAGCCAUGAAUGUGGUGUACAGUUGGCAGUAAGACGCAUUCAGGAAAUCCUGCCUGGUCGAGUCAAAGAAUGGCGAGAGACGCCGUGCAUAGCAAAUGAAAAAGCUCAAACGAAGUUGAAGGAACUAAAAAAGAUACAAGAGAAAACCCGUGCUCGUCUGUUGGAGCUUGACGAAGAAAGCAAAGCAUUAGACCAAAUUAUCGAGAGAGCGUCGCAUUUAACUGUAAUCAACGAAGAGGACACGGAGUCUGAAGUUGACUCGGAAAUUGAAACGAAUAUUUACUGUGUGACAUGUGGAAUUGCUCUUUUACCGAAAGUUGCCCUGAGACAUAUGGAAAAAUGCUACAUGAAGUAUGAAUCCUUUACUUCAUUUGGUUCAAAUUUUAAAAGUGUCGGUAAUUUAUUUUGUGACUUUUACAAUGCUCAACAGAAGACAUAUUGCAAACGACUUCGCGUCUUAUGUCCAGAACAUACGAAGGAAACCAAGAUAUUACCAGAUGAAGUGUGUGGUUGCCCUUUGAGUAAUGAAAAACUGGAAGAGACAAAGGAACUGUGUUGUAUUGCAAAGAGGACUUGUGUGAGGCAUUACUGUUGGGAAAAAUUACGACGUGCCCAGAUUGAUGCAGCUCGAGUUCAUCAGUGGCUGAAACUUGAAGAAGCAUUUGAAUUAGAAAGACAGACAAAAAAUGCCAUGAAACAGAGAGGGGGUGUUCUUGGCCUUUUGUUACAUAGAACUAUUGUUCACAGCUAAAAACUGGAAUCUAGCUCCCCUCCCUCCCCAAGUCAUCAUCCUGCCAGCUUCAUGGAGGUAAUCAGAUAUGUUGCUAAAAGGGAAAGCAUCAAAGGUUUGACUACUGCCCUUUAUGCUUUCUUUUCUUGCUACAGAUGAUUUAAUGCUUACCACCAGCUAAUGUAACCUUCUUCGUGAGAAGGUUGGAGGUAAUAUGGCAUUAGGAAUUUGAACUGAAUAAAAUUCUAUGUUUGUGAUACCAUACCAACUUUACUGAACCAAUGAUUUACAAAUGACUUUAAUUUUUUAACAAAUAUUUUUUACAUGGCUCUCAAA
This is a messenger RNA of Xenia sp. Carnegie-2017, 2232 nucleotides long. Its product is annotated as CXXC-type zinc finger protein 1-like. Gene Ontology annotation, molecular function: DNA binding; zinc ion binding. NCBI's taxonomy places the organism in Eukaryota, Metazoa, Cnidaria, Anthozoa, Malacalcyonacea, Xeniidae. Gene Ontology annotation, biological process: positive regulation of DNA-templated transcription. The record is from RefSeq and is a predicted model, not a curated record. Gene Ontology annotation, cellular component: Set1C/COMPASS complex. The transcript is spliced from 19 exons. Bases 118 to 1917 code for a protein of 599 amino acids.